AUGGAGAUCCGGUGGUUUAAGGAGACAGACUGUGUUUGUGUCUAUAAGAACAGACAGGUGACAGAGGGGAGACGUUACGAGGGCAGAGUGAGUCUGUUCACUCAGGAGCUGGAGAGAGGAAACGUCUCCUUACAGCUGAGAGACUGUACACGGUCAGAUUAUGGACAUUACCUGUGUCAGGUCACUGAUGGAGACAGAACAGAGGAGAUUACAGUAGUGAUGGACCCGAAGGAAGCAUUAAAAUCUCUGGAACAUAAAGACCAACAGCUGGAGGAUUAUAAAAGACAAAUAGAGAAUAAAGAUACAGAACUGAGAAACAGAGAGAAAAUCAUCGAGGAGAAAGACGCACAACUCAAAGAUACAAAUACAACACUAGAGAAGACGAGUAAAGAGCUAGAGGAGAGAGACAGAGCUCUACAUGAGAGAGAUCAACAACUGAAACUGAAAGACACACAGAUACAGGAGACACAAAUACAAGUGGAGGAAAAGGACAACAGACUUGUGGAGAAGGAGAAAGAAUUAAAUGAGAAAAAUGGAGAGCUGAAGAUUCUAAAAGAACGUUUAGAGACUAAUGAGAAGACUCUUUCUGAGAGAGACGCAGUGUUAAUGGAAACUAAUAAUAAACUUCAACAUGCUACUGAACAAGUUAAAGAGAAAAUCUCACAACUGGAGAAUAUGAACAAACUGCUGAGUGAGAAAGAAACACAGCUAAAGAACACAGAUAAAGAGCUGGAAACCAGUAAAAACAAACUGGAGACACUGGGACAGGAGCUGCAGGAUGAGAAGAGACAACUACAGGAGAUGAUGAUCGUACUGGAGCAACAGAAAACUGAGUUAACAGAAAAAAACAAAGAGCUUAGAGGGAGAGAGAGACUUCUAACUGAGAGAGAGACACAGCUAAUGGAGAGAGACAAACAGCUUCAGGAGAAAGACAAAUACCUGACAGAAAAUCAAAAAAUGCUUCAGAUGAAGGACAAGACACUGGAAGAGAAGGACACACUGCUCAGAGAGGUGAAAGAAGAAUUAGAUAGAACAAAUCACAUGUUAGAAGAAAAUCAGUCUCAGUUGAGAGAGAAAGAAAGACAACUGGAGAGUGUAAUGAAAGAGCUAGACACCAGUAAAACCAAACUGAAGGAGGGACACAAAGAGCUGCAGGAGAAGGACAGACUUUUAAAUGAGAGAACUGAUAGGACAUUAGAGGAGAAUCAAAAAGAGUUGAAAUACAAAGAGAGACAAAUGGAGAGUGUGGAGAAUGAACUGGAAUCCAGUAAAAACAAACUAACUGAACGAGACAAACAGCUUCAGGAGAAAGACAGACUUCUAGAGGAGAAAACACAGCAGCUGCAGGAACAGACAGAUCCAGAAUCAUCAGCCCCCAUCAGGAGAAGAAACAGCAAGGAAGGGUUACAUCCAUAUAUGAGUGGAGAGACUCAGGACUCAGCAGCACCAAUCAGGAGAAGAAACAGUAUGGAGGGAACUCGUCCUUCAUUAGGUGGAGAAUCGUCUAGUCCACAUUCUCCAGUGUCGGUUCCUGUAGCAGAACUGAGGCUGGUGCUGCUGGGGAGGACGGGGUCUGGGAAGAGUGCAGCAGGAAACACCAUCCUGAGCAGAGAGGAGAGGAACCAGGCUGCUACAUCUACAGCUACAUCUACAUCCACCCAGCAGAGUGAGAGCACACAGGGGGAGGUGGCUGGGAGGAAGGUGACUGUGGUGGACACUCCUGACUGGUUCUCUCCUGGACUCUCUCUGGAGAAGCUGAGACAUGACGUGGGACUCUGUGUCCAUUUGUCUGCUCCAGGACCCCACGCCUUCCUCCUGGUCAUACCUGUAAAGCAGUCUACAGGGGAGGAGAGAGGGAUGCUGGAGAAAAUGGAGGAUAUUUUUGGAGAGAGAUGUUGGAGAAACACCAUGAUCAUAUUCAAUGUCACUGAUGAACUUCAGAAGAAGAACAUUGAGGAGUUUAUUCAAUCAGGAGACCAGGAGGUCCAGAGACUGGUGGAGAAAUGUGGGAACAGGUUUCACUGUCUCAACAUUAAGCAGAGUGGCGAUGGUUCUCAGGUCUCAGAGCUGCUGGAGAAGAUAGAGAAGAUGGUGGAAGGAAGCAGAGAGAAAUUCUACAGCAGUGAGAUCUACCUGGAGACAGAAGCUCAGAUUAGAGUGUUGGAGACUAAGAUCCUGAGGGAAAGAGAAGAAAAAAGAAUGAGAGAGGAAAUUGAAGUGAAGGAAAAAAUAGAUAAGGAGGUGCAGGACUCUCUGAGAAAAAUGGAAGGAAUAAUCCAGGAGCAUGAAGGAGACAUCAGACAACUGAAUGACCGAACAACUGAACUGGAGAGAAAGAUGAAAGAAGAGAGAGAUGAAGAGAAAAAGAAAGAACUUGAGAGGGAGCUGAAACAAGAGGUAGACCGAAGGGCAGAAAUGGAAGAAAAGGUGAAGAAACUCAAAGAAAAGAGAGAGAGGGAGAGGAGAGAGAUGGAGGAGAGGCACCAACAGGAGAUGGAGGAGAUCAGGGAGGUGUAUGAGGGAGAGGUCAGGAUGGACCUCAUAAAGAUCAUCCUGCCUGAACUCCAGAGAAACAUUUUGGCCUCUAAAACAAAGAUGCAAGAAGAGUUCAACAGACAGAUGGAGGAGAAGAACAGAGAGCUGGAGACUCUUGAACAGAAACUUUCAGAUCUCACAGAGACUCACAGUCUGUGUAAAGAGGUUUAUGGGAAAACUGUGAGCAGCUCAGAGUCAGAGAGAGCAGCUGUAACAGGAGAAGUGUCGAAGGGAAUCUUUCAGUCAUUGACUGACUAUUUUGUCACUGGAUAA
Messenger RNA from Clarias gariepinus (North African catfish), 2808 nucleotides. Its product is annotated as trichohyalin-like. The record is from RefSeq and is a predicted model, not a curated record. Gene Ontology annotation, molecular function: GTP binding. Lineage: Eukaryota; Metazoa; Chordata; Actinopteri; Siluriformes; Clariidae. The transcript has 5 exons. Bases 1 to 2808 code for a protein of 935 amino acids.